AUGGAUUCCUUCAUGCUUCAAGACGACGGCGUGCGUGACCGUAUUCGUCAAGCAGAGGAGUUUCUGGUUCCUAACGAUCCCCAUGCUCGAAGUUAUAGAGCGGACAUCAUCUUGAUGUUACGCAAGAACCAGCGCCGCCUUACUGUCAACAUAGACCACGUCCGAGAUCACAACCCAGAGUUAGCGCAAGAAAUACUUCAGAAGCCCUUCGACUGCACUCUUGCUUUUAACCAUGCCCUCAAGGAGAUCGUGCAAACGCUGCCUCAAGCCCGGCCUGACCAAACGGCGAGGGAUACCGUUUACUACUGCGCGUGGGCUGGAAACUUUGGUCUCAAUGCCUGUAACCCUCGCACGCUGUCAUCUCAGCACUUGAACCAUAUGGUUUCUGUUGAGGGUAUUGUGACGAGAUGCUCUCUCAUCCGGCCCAAGGUCGUACGAAGCGUUCACUACAACGAGACCAAAGACAAAUUCCAUUUUCGAGAAUACCAAGACCAGACUAUGACCAACGGCGUGACCACAUCUAGCGUCUAUCCACAAGAGGACGAUGAAGGAAAUCCCCUUACUACGGAAUAUGGAUUCUGCACAUAUCGUGAUCAUCAGACGAUUUCGAUCCAGGAGAUGCCUGAACGAGCGCCCGCCGGUCAGCUUCCUCGAGGCGUUGACGUUAUUUUGGAUGAUGAUUUGGUUGAUCAGGUAAAGCCUGGUGACCGAAUCCAACUUGUCGGCAUCUUCCGUACCCUGGGAAAUAGAAACGCCAACCACAAUAGCGCGUUAUUCAAGACAGUUGUUCUUGCUAAUAACGUAGUUCUUUUAUCGUCCAAAUCCAGUGGUGGGCUAGCCACUGCGUCGAUUACCGAUACAGACAUCCGAAAUAUCAACAAAGUUGCCAAAAAGAAGGACCUUCUCGGGCUUCUGUCGCAGUCUCUUGCUCCGAGUAUUUACGGCCAUGAUUAUGUUAAAAAGGCCAUUCUGCUCAUGCUUUUGGGAGGAGUAGAGAAGAACCUCGAGAAUGGCACCCAUUUGAGAGGAGAUAUCAACAUCUUAAUGGUUGGCGACCCCUCUACUGCGAAAUCUCAGCUCUUACGAUUUGUCCUGAACACAGCACCACUGGCUAUCGCUACCACAGGUCGCGGUUCUUCUGGAGUUGGUUUGACGGCAGCCGUUACUACUGAUAAGGAGACCGGAGAGCGCAAAUUGGAGGCUGGUGCCAUGGUCAUGGCUGAUAGAGGAGUUGUCUGCAUUGACGAAUUUGACAAAAUGUCAGACAUUGAUCGAGUGGCUAUCCACGAAGUCAUGGAGCAGCAGACAGUUACCAUCGCCAAGGCGGGUAUUCAUACUUCGCUGAACGCUCGAUGCUCUGUCAUCGCAGCUGCCAAUCCCAUCUUUGGGCAGUAUGAUCCUCACAAGGACCCCCACAGGAAUAUUGCACUCCCAGACUCCCUAUUGUCACGUUUCGAUUUGCUCUUUGUCGUCACUGAUGACAUUGACGACGCCAGAGACAGGCAAGUUUCCGAGCAUGUAUUACGCAUGCAUAGGUACCGCCAGGCGGGCAGCGAAGAGGGCGCCCCUGUUCGUGAACAAGUCUCUCAGUCACUGGGCGUCUCUGCCAACACUCAGGCCGGAUCACAACAGUCAACAGAUGUUUAUGAGAAAUAUGACGCGAUGCUGCACUCAGGCGUAACCCGGACAUUGGGCCGAGGGUCCAACAAAAAAAUCGAGAUUCUUAGCAUACCCUUUAUGAAGAAGUAUAUUCAAUAUGCUAAGCGGAUUAAGCCUGUUCUUACCCAGGAAGCAUCGGAUCGAAUUGCCGACAUAUACGUUGGUCUUCGAAAUGACGAGAUGGAGGGAAACCAGAGGCGAACGAGUCCGCUCACCGUCCGUAGUCUGGAGACAAUCAUACGACUGGCCACUGCCCACGCCAAGUCACGACUCUCAAGUCGAGUGGAGGAACGAGAUGCAGUCGCUGCGGAGGGUAUCUUGCGAUUUGCCCUCUUCAAAGAAAUCGUAGAGGAUAACUCGCGGAGAAAGCGCAGGCGGACGCAAGCCACUGGCGUGGUCUCAUCCAGUGAUGACAGCGAUGAGGAUGAUAGCGACGACGGGCACGACGAGCAAAGCCAACAGACCAGCCAGCUGAAUGGAAGCAAUUCCCGAAAUUCCACUGCGCGUAUGCAGACUAGAACUUCUUCGAGGCUUAAUGGCACAAACGGAUCUACAAGCCAAAACUCAAAUGGCUUAUCCCAAGCAUCGGGAGCGACCACGACCCCAGGCAAUAGCUCUCAACCACCUCACGGAAUGGUGGAUACGCAAAGCUCCUUUGCGUCAACAUUGCCUGCGUCGCAGGUCUUGUUCCCGACUCAGGGAGAGGCUGAAGAUGAGAACUUGGCCAGUGCUGCCAGCAACUUGGAGAUUGAAGAAGCCAGUCUCGCCCCUCUGCGACUGUCAACUUUCAGGACCAACCUUGGCCAAUUGCUCAAUACCGACAUUUUCGAGGAUGACUCAGCUCCUCUCGCCGCGGUGAUCGAUGCCAUCAACGAUAGAAUUGGUGACCGCGAAGGAGGUGCCUUUGGCAGACCAGAAGCAAUUUUGGCGCUGAAGAAAUUGGAAGAAGCAAAUCACAUCAUGUUUGGUGAUGGUGAUGUAAUCUACAAGAUUUGAGAUCUACUGAUGAAGAUUUUACCGGUGUUUGGGAUGGAUUUGGGAGCUAAUUGGCCUGGAGGGAACGAAUAUGGUGAUGACAUGUCAGGAAAAUAACAAGGUAAAAAAGCCUAGGUUAAAAGUCUAGAGCAAUCAUGAUUCACAAGUUGAUGAGAAUAAAACAAAAUAAUAAUGGUAUAUGAUCUAUGAUUUAAAGUCUUUCCUCAAACUUGCGCAGUCGGUCUAGUACAUUGCAUCCAUUCCAAGUCUCAGUGCUGUCAUCCUGUCGAUCAAGUGUCGGCAUGCCAACUUGUUCUACGGCAAAACUGGCCGCUACGGAUCCCCAAACAGCGGCUUCUUCGUAGCUCUUCCCCCGAGCCAAGGCCACCGAUAGGCCCCCGAGAAAUGUGUUUCCACCGCCUGUAGGGUCAACAACACUAGUUUUAUCCGUAUGGUAAGCCGGGAUCCAUCGCUCGACUCCAGGAUCGACUUCAAAUUCAGUCUCUUCGCGAGCGAUUGAGCCAUCUUCGUCACAGAUGAGAUCAGCCAACAGGGCCGUCAUGUCGAUAUCGGGUCGUAGGCCACCUCUGGUAUAAUUCUUUUUUCGUGUCGAUUUAGAGCUCUGUCCGGGACGACGUUUCCUACCGCCAUUCUUGACAACAUAGCAGCCCUUGUGAGCGGCUCGCACGACGAUUGCGAAGGAUUGGAGAGGCAUGCUAUCAAGAAGCUGCUCGCAAGCGCGCUCAACAGCUCGAACGGAGAUGUCUCCCGUCACUGGGUCCAGGCCAUCGUCGCCCAUGAAGCCGGCAAGCUCGCUGUGGUUUGGGCUGCAGACAUCUACAAGCGGCAGAGUGUUUGUAAGAUUGAGAAGCUGGUCUGGAUUGCAUAGAUCGGGCACUGGUUCCCACACAAAGAUUGGUUUAGUAUAAGUCUCCGAGGUGGCAGCUUCCUUGCGGCGAGUGAUUAUGGUAGUCACCAGCUCCUGGCAGCGAGUCGGAGAGCAGAUGAGAUGGAACGACUUGGACUGGAGUUGCUCUGGUGACAAAUCGUCGCUCGUGAGGCGCUUCUUGGGGGUCAGGUACUUGAACUCGCGCUUGUCGUCGGUGCCGCCGUAGCCAUUCCAGCCUCGAGUGGUGAGCCGCUCUGGAUCAUGGCGCAUGAGGGCAGACGUCUCCCAGCUGUCGAUCAGCGUGGUGACUGAAGGUGGGAAGUCGGAGCCCUGGUCCACGAUCCAUCCUACCGUGGAGGACAGUGGCGGCGGCGAGAACAGGCGCGCGCCAAGGGCGGCGUAGGAGCCGCCGCCUCCAAGGAUGUCUUUCUGAGGAGGCUUUGGAUCAGGGAAAUCGAUAUCAUCUUGACAAACGAAUCGCAUGGACACGGCGGUCGGUCAGCCCCAAGCUCUAUAGAGGCUAACAGGGCCGUAGCGGGAACGCCUCAC
This is a messenger RNA of Trichoderma atroviride IMI 206040, 4072 nucleotides long. RefSeq lists its product as uncharacterized. NCBI's taxonomy places the organism in Eukaryota, Fungi, Ascomycota, Sordariomycetes, Hypocreales, Hypocreaceae. Gene Ontology annotation, molecular function: single-stranded DNA helicase activity; single-stranded DNA binding; ATP hydrolysis activity. Gene Ontology annotation, biological process: DNA strand elongation involved in DNA replication; double-strand break repair via break-induced replication; DNA replication. Gene Ontology annotation, cellular component: nucleus; MCM complex. The record is from RefSeq and is a predicted model, not a curated record.